Molecule: messenger RNA, 3984 nt
Organism: Drosophila innubila
Lineage: Eukaryota; Metazoa; Arthropoda; Insecta; Diptera; Drosophilidae
Exons: 9
Coding region: 243-3800 (1185 amino acids)
Biological process (GO): G protein-coupled receptor signaling pathway; regulation of G protein-coupled receptor signaling pathway; intracellular signal transduction
Source: RefSeq, a predicted model, not a curated record
ACCACAUGACAGCUAUAAGAGAUAAUGAACCGAUUUGAACCAAAUUUGCAAUGGCAUUAUAGAAAUGGAGCAACUUUACCAAGCCUAAUAUGAUUGGUAACAUAGCUAAGUCGAACACAAACUAAUUAUAUAUAAUAAAAUCAAGGCCUGUGACUACAAAAAAAAAGUGUGUCUUAAAGACACAAUAUCACGCAACGACCUCAAGCUACUUAAAGGCAACAGUUCAUUUCUUGGUAAAAAAGAUGGAAAUGGAGCCGACGGGCGGUUUACCGCCAGAUAGACAUCGGCAGUUGGUUCUGUGCAAUCGAGCCACAGAAAUAGACGUUAUAACUCCCCCGACUUUGACAGAGCAAUCACAGGCUCAAAAGCUACAGCAGCAAUAUGUCAAGCCAACUACAUUGAGCUUGCAGCCACUCAUUGCAUUACAGGCAUCAGCCCAAGUGUUUCCCCCUAUACAAACCAGCAACAAUUUGAAGACAUUAGAAAAAGUCAGCAGCGCCUGUAAGAGUAACGCUGCAUGUGGAAGUAGUACCGCUUUGGCCUCCACCGCCACUGCUAUAUCUGCAACUACCCAGGCAGCAACUGCUUUCAGCGCCAGCUCGGUGGGUCUUCACCAUCAACAUCAUCACCACCAGCAAGUAGCAGCUGUUUCAGCGGCAAAAGCUCAAUGUCCAGUUGGUUCUAUAUGUGGCUCGAGCUCAUACAGUAGUAGUACACCAUUUUGCGCCACUACACUGACACAGGCACAAACAAUUGAAAAGUUGUCACGUCCGAUGGCUUUCGAUAAGAUGGAAGUGCUCGUGCGUGAGAUGCAGGAUCAGGAGAAUGGAGUACCAGUACGACAGCAAAAGAUAUUUCUCACAUCUAUACCAUAUGCGUUUAUGGGUUACGAUCUAAUUGAAUGGCUCAUGGAUCGAGUACAGAUUGAGGAGUCUGAGGCAUUAAACAUUGCCAAUCAAUUAUGCCUGCAUGGCUAUUUUUUUCCCGUCAACGACUCCAAGACGUUGACAGUUAAGGACGACUCUUCGCUCUACCGUUUCCAAACACCCUAUUAUUGGCCCUGGCAACACAAAGCUCCAGAUAAUGUGGAGUAUGCCAUAUACUUAGCAAAAAGGUCACUUCGCAAUAAACAGCGACACGCACUGGAAGAUUAUGAGGCCGAGGCUUUAACAUCACUGCACAAGAACCUUAAGGCAAAAUGGGACUUUAUUUCAAUGCAGGCUGAGGAGCAGGUGCGUCUGGCUAAGGACCGCAAAAAGGGUGACAAAAUCGUUGGUGACUCACAGGAACGUGCUUACUGGCGCGUCCACCGUCCACCACCGGGUCAAUUUACGCCGCUUGAGCCAUGUCCGAUUCCAUCGCGGGAUCGACAGGGUCUAAAGCCUAAUAAAAAGAAGACUGUUGAUGAUAUACAACGUGAAGUUAAUUAUUUUGAAAAAUCCUUAAACCGCACACGCAUGAAGAUGUCUCAAGCUUGUGAAUCUCUUGUCUGCUACUCGGAGACGUUCAGCGAGUAUGAUUUCUUUCUGCAGCCAGCUCUGCCCUCAAAUCCUUGGGUAACCGACGAUAUUGCUUUUUGGCAGUUGAACAGCACCUUUGUAGAUAUACCUACAGAAAAACGAGUAAAACGAUGGGCCAUUUCUAUAGAGGAGCUCGUAUCCGAUCCAACAGGCUUGCAAGAGUUUACAAUUUUUUUGGAGAAAGAGUACUCUCAUGAAAACAUACGUUUCUGGAUUGCCGUAAAUUGUCUCCGUCGUUCUGCACACUCCCAAGUGGCUCAGAAGGUUAACGAAAUAUUCGAAGAGUUUCUGAAGCCUGGAGCGCCAUGUGAGAUAAACAUCGAUGGAAAGACCAUGGAAAGUGUUCUGCGCGGUCUAAAACACCCCUCACGUUUUACUUUCGAUUCUGCUUCUGAACACAUAUAUAUGCUGCUGUUAAAAAAAGAUUGUUAUCCACGCUUUGUACGCUCGGAGCACUACAAACGGCUUGUAGACAGUGGUAUACAACCCUCGCACAAAAAGCGUUUCUUUAAUUUCGGAGGAGUUGGUGGAGCCAAGAAGAAGAUGACAGCUGCCCUUUCUAGUCAACUACACUUGAGCGAUGUUGCAAAAGGCUCUAGCAGUGCUGUUGGCCCAGGCUCAAUUAUUCCAACACCGCAUGCUGGCAGCCUAAUACGACGUCGCGGUAGUGAUCGCAGUCUCACGGGAUCGGCACACGAGCUCGCUGGGAUUGGAUUCGACAAGGAACGGUGUUCCAAAGUCCCGCACUCUCACUCUCAAAAUAAUCUUUGUGAAAUUCCAUACAGAGUAACACCUAACACAAAGUUCGGUCAGCUAGAGUCUACCUUGGAGAACUUAUUAGCUCCAGACAGUGGUGUCUGCCCUUGGGAUGAGUUGUCGACAAUUGAUCCAACAGCUGUAGAAAAUGUUAAACUGACCACGUCUACAAUUGAUUCUGAUUCUACUACAAGUUGGCUUGCAACUCCAAAGCCGGAUAAAGCCAACGCCAGUGAUGGUCUGAAGCCUUUGAUUAGCACUUGUCCGGAAAGCUGUGAGGUAGCCCAUCGCAUGCAACGUAAUCUGGGCAUCCGACAUCAGAAAACCGUAGAUAGUGGAGAGGCGGGUGUUAAGCAUUUAGUACCCAAUUUAACCGAACAACGUCGUGCAUCCGUUUCCUAUACACCCAGCAGCGCCUGGAAGCAUGAGCUCAAAUGCGACAGUUGCGUAACGACUACAAUCUCACCCCUCGCUAGUGACAGCUUUCCACUAUUAGAAAUUCGCUCUGCCUGCCUUUCAAGUAUUACAACCAAAGAUUUGCAAUCUAGCAAUGAUGAUAGUGUGGAUCAUAUGGACAAUAUCAACAAGUUGUCGAUAUCAGAACGAAGAAUUGACUUGUCUGUCUCUGAAUUGCCAGUUGUAACUACACCAGUGUCAGUACCAACGCAGCCGCCAAUUAACAAGAACACUUCAUCACCAAUGUGCUCACCUAAUUCAGUGAAUUCACAGGGUCAGCCCUCAUCAAAAUAUGCACCUUUAGUACAAUUAUGCGAUAAGAGUCCAACCUUAAACCUCCGAGUUAACACAAAUGCGGGAACAGCCACAAAAGACCGGCGUUCAGACGUCGACUCCCAGGCUGUGGUAAAAGAAGUGCAAAUCGAGCUGAUUAAGCCGUUUAUUAACAACAGUAAUGAAAUGCAAGUUAACCUUGCAUAUAAAGUACUGGAGCAAGAUGUACAUAAUAAAAAUAAUGAUUAUCCGGGCCGCAUCAAGGAAUCUAGAAACGAUAAAAAUCCUGAAAAUCUGGUCAAAGUCGAUGAUACAUUGGAUCUGGAGGUGGAAUGUGCUGAGGCUGAGUUGUCGCCCACCACCGAUGAAUACCAGGAAGGAAUAAACUUUGGAGAUGACAGAACAGAUGCUGUUUACGAUUAUGAGAUCGGAAACACAGCCCAACUAAGGGGCAAUAUACCGCCUAUAUCGAUACCAGCGCCUUCAAUGGCACCGCUUGCUGUACUAGAUAUCGACACAGUUGAUGAUGACCAUGAUGAGCUGACGAUUGUCAAAAUGCCAAUGCCAGCCUUAAGCAGCGAUGAUAUACGUCGUCGGCGCAAAAAGCGUAAUUUGGAAGCCAGGAAGUUCACCUCCCUGGAAGAAAAGGAUAAGGGUAAUGAGAAGGCCAGCACAUCAGUUGAAACGGCAACGGAUGACGACAAACACAACGCUGUAUGCCCUUGGGAAGAUGAGAACGUAAGCACUAGUGAUGGAACUUUUGUAAAGACAUACUCUACUCUAGGUUACUUAUGAAGAAACCCACAAAUUUUUGAAUUGGUGGUCAGAAAGCUGCUUAAGAAAAAAUAGAACAGAAAUAAUAACACUUAUUUAUACAAAAGCAACUUACUUAUUGUACUCUGUAUUAAAAACCAUUUUGCAUGUAAUUAACAAAUAUUAUACUGUACAUACAUAAUAAAAAUAACAUAUGUGUGUUUAA